Molecule: messenger RNA, 1704 nt
Organism: Cajanus cajan (pigeon pea)
Lineage: Eukaryota; Viridiplantae; Streptophyta; Magnoliopsida; Fabales; Fabaceae
Product: putative E3 ubiquitin-protein ligase LOG2
Biological process (GO): protein ubiquitination
Molecular function (GO): ubiquitin protein ligase activity
Source: RefSeq, a predicted model, not a curated record
AGCGUUUGACGUUUGCAAUUGCAUAGCUUGUUUUCUCAUCAUCAAUGGUGCUCCUCCUCCUUGGUGCGCGCCAUCUCAUAUAACAGAACACAACCUCUCUCUCUCUCUCUCUCUCUGUAUUCACUUAUUUAGAAUUUCUAUUCUUUUCUUUCUUUCUCGUCUUCAAUACUUGACGCAUUCCUUCAUUCUUACUCUUACCCUUUCGCCUCACUCUCGGAUUCAUUCCCUUCCCUCUCUUUUCUUUAUUCCUUUUUUAUUUGUUUAUACUAUACUUUUUAGUUUUAAUUAAACAAAACCACCACCACCACCCACCGCUGUGCUGCGCGCAGAAUCAAUUCAUCUCACAAUUAGGGCUUCUCCUUUCCAUGGGCAACAUCUCAAGCAGCGGCGCUAACCCCCACCGCCGCCACACCGGAGCUCUAAGGCGGGCCCACCCCCCGCCGCCUCCGCCGGUGACUCCGCAGCCGGAGAUCGCCGGGAAUCCAUUCGUGUACCCUGGUGCCGCACCGUACCCGAACCUUUCCCUGCAUUACACGCAGUACCAUUACCCCGGUUACUACCCUCCGGUUCCCGUGCCUCAUCCUCACCCGCACGUGAACCCCACGUGGCCUCCGGGGCGUUACCCUUGUGGACCGGUGAUGCCUGAUCCUGCACCCUUCGUUGAGCAUCAGAAAGCCGUUACCAUAAAGAACGAUGUCAAUAUCAGGAAAGAGUCCCUUAGGCUUGAGCCCGAUGAGGCUAACCCUGGUCACUUCCUUCUAUCAUUUUCCUUUGAUGCUACUCUUUCUGGGAGCAUCACCAUAUAUUUCUUUGCAAAAGAAGGUGAAGACUGCAUCCUCACACCAACAAAGGAAAACCAUCUUGCACCAGUGACUGUGCAUUUCCAGCAAGGUCUUGGCCAGAAGUUUAGACAGCCAACUGGAACUGGUAUUGAUUUUUCGGUUUUUGAGGAGUCUGAGUUAUUGAAAGUGGGUGACCUGGAUGUCUACCCUCUAGCAGUAAAGGCAGAUGCAUCCCCUGGUAAUCAUGAUGAGUCAGAUAGAACUCCAACAUCUGGUAACACAAACUCGCAGACUACCCAAGCGGUGUUUGAGAAGGGGAAAGGAGAGUUCCGGGUGAAAGUUGUUAAGCAGGUCUUGUGGGUGAAUGGAAUAAGGUAUGAGCUCCAGGAGAUAUAUGGCAUUGGAAAUUCAACGGAGAGUGAAUUGGAUGAGAGUGACCAAGGAAAAGAAUGUGUCAUCUGCUUGUCAGAGCCCCGUGAUACAAUUGUCCAUCCCUGUCGGCAUAUGUGUAUGUGUAGCGGAUGUGCAGAGGUUCUGAGGUUCCAGACAAAUAGAUGCCCAAUUUGCAGACAACCUGUUGAGAGGCUUUUGGAGAUAAAGGUAGGGCCUGAGGAGUGAAGAAGAUACAUUGUUAACUCCUCAAGCUUCCUGUACAGUCCAACUGUUAUACAUUAACAUAUCUCCGUCUUCUUUUCAUGGUUUCACCUUACUUUUCUGUAUUUUUCAAUAAUCAGAAAAAACAAAGGAAAAUGGAAUUUAUACAUGACUUGUGAUUCAACAUGAACAGGCUGGCAUUGCACAUAACUUGUACAAGACAAUGCCUCCAAUGAGCUUGUUUGUCUGUGCUUUUAAAUGGGUUCAUUCUAUAUGGUUAAAUAUAUUUCUCUUGGGGUGAUGACAUUUUAUUUUCCACUUUCAAAAA